Polychytrium aggregatum is the source of this 2251-nucleotide messenger RNA. RefSeq lists its product as uncharacterized. The transcript has 3 exons. NCBI's taxonomy places the organism in Eukaryota, Fungi, Chytridiomycota, Chytridiomycetes, Polychytriales. The record is from RefSeq and is a predicted model, not a curated record. Bases 68 to 2029 code for a protein of 653 amino acids.
CUUCCCCCAUCCUUCAUCUCGCUCGCCUCGCUGCUUUCCCCACUGCCUCGCAGCCAAGCUUCCUGCCAUGUCUGCUAUUCGUGGCAACUUCCAGAACCAGCUUCCGGAGCGCCUCACCCUCGGCGAGAGCCUCCAGGGCUUCGUCACCCCGUUCAUGGGCGCCGAGUUCGACGCUCCCGCGCCUCUCGCUGUCGAAAUUGUCGGCUUUGCCCGGAUCAGCUGGGUGGCCAAGCUGGAGGAUCCGGAUCUAACUCCCGGCGAAAGAGACCAUAUCCUCUCCGGUCGCAGCCUAAGCAUCAACGAAGAAAACGAGUUCUGGGUCCUCCGCCAGGAGCUGGCCCCCAAAAAGGUCUGGUCCAAAGGAGCCCACGCCUACUCGGUCGAAAUCUCAACGGUCCCCGACACCCUGCCGCCCACCACCAACUUCACCGACCCCUUCACCCGCGAGCAGCUCUCGAUCCGAUACGUCCUCCGCACCUGGUUUGGCGAGGGUGCGGCUUUCGAGCGCUGGGAGCGGCCUUUGGAGGUCGUUCCUGCCGUCCUCACUCCGCCGCACCUCCAGCCCCUGCAUCUUGUGCAGGGCAUCCCCGAGCUCGGGCUCUCGAUCAGCCUCAAGACCUCUGGAAAUCGAUGGCGAUCCGGCGAGGACCACAUCAUCUUGUUCGAGGGGCAAAACGACAGCGCCAACGUCACCCAAGUCCUCAUUCAGCUCCACCAGAACAUUACUCUCCUCGCUGGGCAUGGCACCAAGCUCAGGAGCCUAGAGAGAAUGAUCUCAACAACCGAGCUGCCGGGCAUUCGGGCUGCUGACAAGCUCAGCGCCAAGGUCAAGCUGACCCUGCCUCCGCUGCCGCCCUCCGUCAGCGUGCGCGGAAUCGAGAUCCGCUACAUCGUCGAGGCGAUCUGCAUCUUCAAGCCCCUGGACGGCGGCCAGCCUCCGUCGCUUUCCCUUGUGUCCGAGAUUUCCAUCCUCGAUGCGCAUCAUCUAGUCAACCUUCCCCCGAACUUUGACGACCAGAUCGAUGUCAUGACCGACAUCCCGUUGUCGCUGCCGCCCCUGCUUGCCGCCAGCGCACAGAAUGCGCCCCAGCCCAUGCCACCAGGCUAUCCUCCACCGUCCAGCUGCCUGCAGCUCAGCUUCCACAGUAGCUUCAAGGAUAAUCUGUUCCAAGAACCCAAGCUUUACUACUACGAUGUGGAGCCCACAAAGCCCAGCGACAAGAAUGCCGCCUUCGGAGGAAAGGCCGCCGUGGACACAAUCGUUGUGCACAGCAAUGCCGAGGUAUUGCUCCGGAUCUCCCGAGACGCCAUUUCGACCUUUUGGCAAGCCGAUAUCAACGAAGAGAGCAGCUCGCAGCUCGCCAACGGCACCAUUGAGACCACGGCUCGUCUGUCGUAUGGCCCGGGACGCUACUUUAUCGUUGUCUUUCCGGCCUACAACCCGGGGCCCGGCUCGAACCCGGUCAGCAUCCACAUCCAGCUCCGCAAGACCUUUGCUAUCGGCGAGCUCACGGAGGCCGACUUUGACGAGUUCUGGGUCGACUCGUCCCCGGGCAAGCUACCUGCGGACGCGUGGGUGGCCGGCACCGAUCUGGAUGGCAAGCCAGUCCACUGUGGCAGAGCCACCGGUGCAGAUAGAUCGCUGUGUCCGGGUUCGAUCAACAAACACUCACAGUUUCUGCAAGUCGUCGAUGGGCACGGAAUCCACGAUGCCACCGGCCAGUUCCAGGUGAUGAGAAGAAUCCCCGGCACAACAUGGCAGCUGCAGGUUCGGCCCGGUAUCCCACCCAACGGCGUCCCGGUCGGCCACCACGCCGACGGACAGCUCCUGUAUCUUGCCCGAAGUAGAAUUUCGGGCCGAUUUGUGGAGGAGAAUCGGUUUGCCGACGUUGUGGGCAAGGCUGGCUUCCAUACCGGCGGCUUCUCCGCGGCGUUCUAUGACGAUCAGCUCCACGGAAUCGUCCCCUACGAGGUCUUGGUCUGGGACCCAGUUGAGGCCGAGGCCGAGAAGAAGGCCAUGGCCCAGUAAACGUCGAGCCCACAUCGAAUCCGAACGGCGGCAACUGACGACGCCGGACUUUCUCGGCGACGGCUGCUUGGCAUCAGGAUACUUUGAAUCGGUUCCCUGCAUCGCAGAUCACAUCUGCGUCUUGUUUGCAACGUUCCCGAAACGAAAUGGGACAUCCUGUUUGAGUCGGGACUGAUGUUGCUUGCUGGGAACCGAAUACACACCUACCAACUGAUCCCAUGG